GCUGUGUUAGGAAAAGCGAGACUGUUGGGAAUUAUGCACUUGCUUGGAUUAGACGCCCUCCCGUAAGUGAGCUGUAGACUUCGGAAGAGGAUUUGGAACUUCCCCUGCAGCAUAUCCAAUCCCCAUGGAGCUUUACCGGGGCUUAAACUUCUGUGACACACAGAACGAGCAGUACAGAAUCAGUGUGAGGAAAGCGUAUGCAAGCAUUUAAGCAACCGCCCUCCCUUCCCGAGUCUGCAGCUCUGACAGCAAGAGGCUGCUAAUCCAAACCAAUCUACGGAUAUAUUUUCUCUCUACCAGGAGAAAAGGCUGGCUGAAUUAUGAAAACCGUGUAUUGUUGGAGGCAGCUUCUGUCAUUAUGACAUAUCCACAGUCUAGCUGGCUGAAGCCUUGCUGUGGUAGAAGAGCCACGAUGUGGCACAUGUUUCUGCUAAGUGCUGGUUUAAACAGCUUUUUGAUGGCCUGUGUGAUUCUGGUGGUCAUUCUAUUGACAAUGGAGCUACUGAUAGACACAAAGCUGCUACAAUUUUCAAGUGCAUCUCAGUGUUCAGGAAUCAUCCACUGGAUUAGUUUAGCAAUCCUGUCAAUGUUUUUUGUGGAGACUGUCCUAAGGAUCGUUAUACUGGGUAUAUGGGAUUAUAUUGAAAACAAAGUUGAAGUGUUUGAUGGGGCAGUAAUUGUUCUCUCAUUGGCUCCUAUGGUUGCCUCCACUGUUGCCAAUGGUCCCAGCAGCCCUUGGGACGCUAUCAGUCUCUUCAUCUCCUUGCGCAUUUGGAGAAUCAAACGAAUUAUUGAUGCUUAUGUUUUACCAAUGAAAGUAGAGAUGGAGAUUAUGGUGCAGCAGUAUGAGAAAACCAAACUCAUCCAGGAGGAGCAGCUGGAACACCUAACACAAAUGUGCCAAGAGCAAGCAUUUGAGAUUAGACAGCUGAGGGCUCAUCUUGCACAACAGGACUUGGAUCUGGUUGCAGAGAGAGAAAGAGCUCUAAAAAUCCCCCAUGAACUCCAGAAACAAAAUGAUCGAUUCAAAGUGAUCACAAACAGAGACUCGGAUGAUGAUGCUACCGAGAACAUUGCAGAGCUACCUCAUGAAGUCAUUACGAAGGACGACAUGAACAAUUACAUCACACAGUAUUAUAAUGAACCCAGCAGUGAAAGUGGCAUUCCUGGCACGUGCAUUUUCACUACGGCUGCCAUCGAUGUUCAUCACCACCCUAACAUUUCCUCUGACCUCUACUCCAACGAAGUACAACUCAACCCAGAACAGAACAGCAGCUCUGGCAGUGUGACGUCAGGGAGCGUCUCCCGAUCCCCUGAAAGCUCCGAAACAUUAGCCCAGAGCAUCAGCAGUCAGGUGUUUUGCUCAUCUACAGACUUCAGUACCAGGGAAGAGUCCACUGAUUAUUGUCCUUUGGCCCAAACUGUCAGACACACCGUGAAUAAUGUAGCAGACAAGGAACUCCUAUCAUCUUUUUCUGAAGACACAUCUUUAAUUCACAAGAGGCUGGAUCCAGCCAACCUUCAUCUGAGCAAACCUGCAGCCUUAUUAAGCUCAUCUAGCCCUAAACACAUAGCUGGAAUAAACAUCAGUAACCGGGUGACCCAGGAGGGAUUUGGAACAUUCCAUGAUAAAGCAAAGUUACCCAUUAAUCUUCACCUUCUAGAAAGUAAAUAAACAGAAUUACAUUGCAACAUGAUGCAAAAGUCCCUCAUCCGAUUUUAAUACUGAUUCUUAUAGGCAAUAGGUUCCUGUUUAGGCUUGUGCAGUAAAUUAAGGGUUGCUGCUCCCGCACUGUGAAACAAAGCAAAGCUGCAUUUCAGAGCUCUUCCUCACUAGACAGAUUACUUUGGCAGUUCAGGUUCUCAUUCUCAGGAGAUAAAGAUUUCGCAUAAACGAUCACUUGUCUGAUCGCAUAUUUAGGGCUCAAUUUACUAACAAUCCACCUAUGUGAUUUAACAUCCAUUACCAGGAAAAAAGUAAUGGCUUUUCUAAAUGAGAAACAGGCGCUAUGUCUGUUGCUUUCAUUUUUUUUAUGCUACUGCAGCUUUAUACACCCCCCAUAUCUGUUACCAUGCAUAGAAAUAGUCUUUACUCUGAAUUCUGCAUGAUUACAUAUAGAUUAUCUAUUUGUACCUUAGCAGGUGUUUUGGGGGGUCCUAAACUGCCCCCAGUAUAUAUACACACACACACACACACACCAACCAUCAUUUACUUUUUAUCCAGGGAUACUGAACACCAUGCUGCCAUCUUCCCAGGCAUCCUUGUCCUUUAAAGGAGAAUUCAACCUGUAACAUAAAAAAACCCUACCUCACCCCCCCCCCCCAGCCUACCUGACUUUUACUUACCCCUUGGUGCAGAUUCUGUCCUCAGGAGUUAACGGCAGCCAUCUUCUUUUCUUAGUUAAACUUCAGAAGCAGAUCGUCGUUUUCAGCGCAAGCGCAGUUGGAGUAAUAUUCCCGGUCCCAAACAACUGCGCAUGUGCUGAAAGUCAUAAAAAUGUCCGAAAAUGUUUCUAGCUUUGGCCCUGUAAGUAUUGCACACCCAGGGUGGGAGAGCCUGAGCUUCCUUGUCUUGUGCACCUGUACCUUCUACCCAGGCCUGGGAGAGUAUUCUGUAGGCAGAUCAGGAAUUCCCAAACAGGGGGCUUCCUAUAGACAUGAAAUCUCUAUACAUGAUGCCGCCUCGAUGCUGAAGCUGGAUAUAAAGAUUCUUAGUUUAGCCACGUAACUAAUAGGGGUCUUGGCUGCUUCCGAGUGUCAGUUUUACAACUGUGUCACAUCGUGAAUACCACCCCCCACAUCCACUUGGGAAUCAGCAGGAGCAAAACAAAGAUGUGCAGCUUAUGUCCCACUGUAAAGCCGUGCCUCUGAGAACAUAUAAGCAAUGGGAGAUACGUUGUGUUUGGUAAAUAUGGCCCUUUACUAUUUGCAUGUUUAGGAUUAUUGGGAGGACAAUACAGGGUCCACCCCUGGAAUAUAAGAACGAGGGGUUGUUUCUGCAUAGUCACACUGUUUACCAAGCUGCUUUCAUAUAUUUCAGUAUAAAGCAACGAGUAGAUAUUUUAUACAAAUGCUGCUAUAUUUUUGAAUGCACAAACCAUUUUGGCAGUAUUUGGUAAAUGCAAAUAAAUGAUCAUGUGCAAGAUG
This is a messenger RNA of Xenopus laevis (African clawed frog), 3147 nucleotides long. RefSeq names its product transmembrane protein 266 L homeolog (gene tmem266.L). The coding region runs from base 359 to 1675 and encodes 438 amino acids. The transcript has 10 exons. Gene Ontology annotation, biological process: monoatomic ion transmembrane transport; transmembrane transport; monoatomic ion transport. The record is from RefSeq and is a predicted model, not a curated record. NCBI's taxonomy places the organism in Eukaryota, Metazoa, Chordata, Amphibia, Anura, Pipidae. Gene Ontology annotation, cellular component: dendrite; membrane; plasma membrane. Gene Ontology annotation, molecular function: monoatomic ion channel activity; voltage-gated channel activity.